This is a messenger RNA of Oreochromis niloticus (Nile tilapia), 3881 nucleotides long. It is a transcript of the gene sema3ga, whose product is annotated as sema domain, immunoglobulin domain (Ig), short basic domain, secreted, (semaphorin) 3Ga. The record is from RefSeq and is a predicted model, not a curated record. The transcript has 19 exons. Lineage: Eukaryota; Metazoa; Chordata; Actinopteri; Cichliformes; Cichlidae. Gene Ontology annotation, cellular component: plasma membrane. Bases 601 to 2820 code for a protein of 739 amino acids. Gene Ontology annotation, molecular function: chemorepellent activity; semaphorin receptor binding. Gene Ontology annotation, biological process: semaphorin-plexin signaling pathway; positive regulation of cell migration; axon guidance.
GGGGCAUACACUCUCCCAACACCUGCACCUGGUCACUUGAAUCUCACUCAGUCACCUCCAAACUCACUUUUACGGAUCAGCGGACCAACAUCUCGAUCACAUCACGGUGAUGGUUGUUGCCAUCCAGGUUUAAACUUUUUUCUCUCUUUUUUUUUGGAAAGAGUGGAAAAGGCGUUAAAGGAUUAGUUGUUUCCCCUCCUCCUCCUUUUUUUAAAAAAAAAUAUGUUGAGUGAAUGCCUUUGGUCAAUGGCGACCGAUUAGCCUUCGGUUUUUCCUCAGAAGAGGAAUUAGCAAACCUACCGGAUUGUUUUAUGCCUGCGCAGAGCUGCUGACAGAGAUUUUCCAGCCCAGCUCCGAGGCGCAAAACGCGAGGAGUGCAGCGGUAACAUCCCGCAAGUUUGGGAUCUGAAAGGCACGGCGGCUUUCCCGAAAGCCCGGUAUCAAAGGCCUGUCAUAUUUUCCAGCGCAGGUGCGAAGAUUUGGACGUUGUUCUCUCCUGCCAAACGAGACGUCUUGCCUUGGAAGGCUGCAGGCCAAACUUCUGAUCAGAGAGAUCAGAGAAAAUUUAGAUCUCUGUGGGCUACCUGCGUGACUGUUACCAUGACAGCAUCUGGAGCCCAGCUCCUCCUUUUGGCCCUCUGUGUUUGCAGAAGCUUGGGCGUGCAGCAGUCUGCUCCUCGGGUUCGCCUCUCCUUUAAAGAACUGAUGGACACAAGAGCGGCACGACCCUUCAGCUUCACCUUCAACACCAGCGAUUACCGUGUACUUCUGAUGGAUCAGGACCAGGGACGUCUGUACUUGGGCAGCCGGGAGUACCUGGUGGCUCUGGACAUGCACAAUGUUAACAAGGAGCCACUCAUAAUCCACUGGCCAGCAUCUGCUAAGAGAAAGGGAGAAUGUCAGAUGACAGGAAAGGGAAAACAGGGUGAAUGUGCCAACUUUGUGCGGUUGAUAGAGCCGUGGAACCGCACCCACCUCUACACUUGUGGAACAGGAGCGUACCAACCCAUCUGCACAUUCAUCAACAGAGGCUGGAGGGCAGAGGACUACCUGUUUAGGCUGGUCCCUGGGUAUGUGGAUUCGGGGAAGGGAAAAUGUUCCUAUGAUCCCAAACAGGAGAAUGUUGCAGUUUUGAUCAAUGGUAAUCUAUAUGCAGGGGUACAUAUCGACUUCAUGAGUACAGAUGCUGCUGUGUUUAGGACCAUGGGAGGAAGAACGGCAAUCAGGACGGAGCAGUAUGACUCCAGAUGGCUCAACGAGCCUGUGUUUAUUCGGAUCCAGCAGAUCCCUGACAGUGCAGAAAAGAAUGACGACAAACUGUACUUCUUUUUCCGAGAGAAGAGUCUAGACUCCAGCGGCGGGGCGAGUCCCACUGUUUUAGCCAGGGUGGGAAGAGUGUGUCUGAAUGACGAAGGAGGACAGAAGUCCCUGGUGAACCGCUGGACGACGUUCCUGAAGGCUCGUCUUAUCUGUUCGGUGAUAGGAGAAGACGGGGUGGAGACACGAUUUGACGAACUACGGGAUGUGUUUAUACAGCCAACGCAGGAUGAACGAAACCCUAUGGUGUACGCUCUCUUCACUACAGCGGGCUCUGUGUUCAAGGGAUCAGCAGUCUGUGUUUACUCAAUGGCUGAUAUCCGCAACGUAUUCAACGGACCGUUUGCCCACAAACAUGGCCAUAAUUAUCAAUGGACAGAGUACACUGGCAAGAUUCCCUACCCAAGGCCUGGAACAUGUCCGGGAGGAACCUUCACUCCUGGUAUCCAAUCCUCAAAGAACUUUUCAGAUGAGGCUGUGAAUUUCAUCAGAGCCCAUCCCCUCAUGUUUCAUUCAGUUUAUCCUAUCCAUCGCCGCCCCCUGGUGGUGAGAACUGGUGUGGACUAUAGGUACACUGCCCUGGUGGUGGAUCAGGUGGAUGCUGUUGAUGGGCGCUAUGAAGUGCUCUUCCUGGGGACAGAUCGAGGCACUGUGCAAAAGGUAAUAGUUUUGCCUAAGGACCCAACGAGCAUGGAGGAAUUGACACUAGAGGAAGUGGAGGUUUUUCGGACCAGAGCACCAGUCAAGACUAUGAGGAUAUCAUCUAAAAGACAACAGCUGUACGUGUCAUCAGACGCAGGGCUGACCCAAGUGUCGCUGCACCGCUGCGGGGUAUACGGCAGGGCCUGCUCUGACUGCUGUCUGGCUCGGGACCCCUACUGUGCCUGGGAUGGAGAGAGUUGCUCUGCUUUCACGCCAUCAACCAAAAGGAGAAGCAGAAGGCAGGACGUUAAACACGGCGACCCGCUGAGGCAGUGCAGAGGCUUUAACGCCAAAGUUGAGAAACGUCUGAGAGAGACAGUGCAGUUUGGAGUAGAGGGCAGCAGUACCUUCUUGGAGUGUCAGCCUCGUUCUCCCCAGGCCACAGUAAAGUGGCUCUUCCAGAGAGACGGAAAGAGGAAAGUGCUCAACCGUGCCGGAGGCGUUCUUAAGACCAACCACGGCAUCCUUCUGAAGUCUCUCAACCAAACAGACGCUGGGCUCUACCACUGCCUCGCCACUGAAAACAACUUUAAACACACGGUGACCCGCAUUGCGCUGCGCAUCCUUGACCGAGACAUCGUUUUAGCUCUCACCGCUCAAGACGAGGACGAAGAGCCAAAAUCCCGCCAGACACGGCCAUACUCGCAGUCCUCCCUCGCCUCUACACCAUUCCCGCCUGAGAUUAGACUGAUCAACCAGUACUGUCAGUCCUACUGGGAACAAAUCAGUCCCAAACAGCAGCAGCAGCGGAAGCGCACCAGCCGCAGGCACACAGAAAGCCAGGACCAAGGGCUCGGCUAGGAGACGGGACCAACACUGUCCGGCACUGGCCUGUAUAGACUUUAUGGUGGACUUUAGUUUGACACAUCUUUGGGUGUCACUUCUAUUCAUUAGGCAGGCGAUGCUGUCUUUCUGUCCUUAACGUGUAUUGGUGGUUUUGCAAACGCCAGCCCAGUAAAUACAUAUGAAAUAUAUUUUACACUACUGAUGACCACAUUCUAAGUUGUAGCAUACAUUUCUAUUCUCCAAAACACAGCUGUAUUACCAAUGUGGUUAAAAAAAACGAAUGAAAAACAGACUGCACAUUGGGGUUGAUCACAUAUUUCACACACACACUUUGGUGUUGAUUUGGACAAAGGCUGACUGUGAUGUAAAGUAUAUGUAAGAUAUAGUUAAUGGGCUCCAACACGCAAAAACACAAGUAUGUUCUCUUUUAAGUAUCUUGAAACAGAAAUGUAAUAUAUUGAUUGUGAAUAUAAUAUAUAAGGUCGUGAUGCAGUCAUCGGAUUGCUCUUGCAUAACGAUGACAUGAAUGCAUAUUUUGCAUGCGUACUGUUGUUGUUUGUUGCAAGUUGUACAUUUAAUUGUUCUGUUUUCUGGUGUGUUACGAUGUUUGUAAGGUGUAUUGUUUUAUGUUAAGCUAAUUCCAUUGGAUUUUGUCAUACAAUGACUCCCUUACUGUCCUGUGCAUUAGUGACCUACAGUAUGUGAGUAUUGAGGCUAUGUAUAGCGUACAGUGUUCUUCCAGUCAUGCACUUUGUAGGUGGUGGUAUUUGAGGGAACUGGGGAUUUUGCACAGACGUUUGAGAAUAUGAUACAGGAACCUACUUUUUUAUGUACAGUAUGUUAUAAAAAUGGGAACGAAACUGGCUCAGAUUUAGUAUUGUUGGUGUUCUGUCAUAAGCUGUAGUCACAGGUUGGUUUUUGGGUUUGUUUGUUUUUUUAAAUGGCUCUUUAAGCAUAUUUUCCUCUCGGAGCCGCUUUUCACCUCCGUAGUGAGAAUCACAGUGCUAUGUGUUGUGAUGCUGAUGAAUCCUACACUGGAAGUGUUAGAAAAAAAUAUAAGCAUUUCAGAAUUCUCA